Molecule: messenger RNA, 2519 nt
Organism: Dunckerocampus dactyliophorus (ringed pipefish)
Lineage: Eukaryota; Metazoa; Chordata; Actinopteri; Syngnathiformes; Syngnathidae
Gene: cep97
Product: centrosomal protein 97
Exons: 11
Coding region: 96-2237 (713 amino acids)
Molecular function (GO): protein binding
Source: RefSeq, a predicted model, not a curated record
ACUGUUUGAAUGUCUUGCUAGCGACCGGUUGGUUGUUGUAUUCCCAAGAAAGGCUCAAAGAUAACAUUAACACUGGUUGUUUAUGUAACUGUAACAUGGGUGUAUCAGAUUUAGAGUUUGAUACAAAUGGACCUGUGGUGGAUCUUUCGGCUAGAGGCAUGCGGAAGCUCGACUCUAGUUUUGUCUGCUCUGAGGACACGCACACUCUCAUACUGGACCAGAACCAAAUUAUGAAACUUGACCACCUGGAAAGGAACCCAAGCCUCCAGCAGCUGUCUGUAGCCAGCAACCGUCUGGUCAGGAUGAUGGGUGUGUCGCAGCUUAAAGAGCUGCAAAUCCUCAAUCUUCCCAAUAACAGCAUUGGCUACAUUGAGGGACUGAGGGAUCUGCCGAACCUCAAAUGGCUCAACCUGUCUGGAAAUGCUAUUAAGGUCAUUGAGCAACUAAAUAACUGUGUCUCACUCCAACAUCUGGAUCUUUCAGAUAACAGCAUAUCUAACAUUGGUGAUCUAAGUAAACUUGUAGCACUAAAGACACUUCUCCUGCACGGAAACAGCAUCACAACACUUCGCACUGUGCCUGCCAAUCUCUCUGCACAUGUGUCCAUCCUGUCUCUGGCCUCAAAUGAGAUAACAGAUCUCAACGAAGUGGCAUACCUGGCCUCUCUCCACGAAUUGGCGCAGUUAUCCAUCAUGAACAACCCCUGUGUCAUGCCAACCCCCUCGCUUCCGCGUUUCGACUAUCGGCCGUAUGUGAUGAGUUGGUGUCUGAACCUGAAAGUCUUGGAUGGCUUUGGAGUGUCUCAAAAAGAAGGACUCAAAGCAGAGUGGCUGUACAGUCAGGGCAAAGGUCGUUCCUAUCGACCAGGCCAGCAUGUGCAGCUGGUUCAGUACCUUUCCACCGUUUGCCUCCGGACCUCGUCGUCGCCUCUGGUGAUGGCGGAAGAUGCAAAACUGGAGAAGAUCCUGACUAAGCAGAGGUUUCACCAAAUGCAGCUGUUGGAGGAGACGCGGGGAGAAUGCCCCAACCCUCCUUGGCCCACUCAGCUGGCUGUAGAAAAGACUGGUCCCUUGCAUACAUCGCCACAAGGGGGAGCUAUAGAAGGGCAGAAAUUGAGCACUCCAUCACCAGCUGCUGUUCUAGUAGACCAGGAGAAAGGGCCAGCAGUGCAGUUCAACACGUGGGUGAGCUGCAACUCCUCCAGCGCAUCACUGCCACACGUUUGCAGCCCCAUCAAGCUGAGAGAGGAGAGCCUCUGUCUGGAGGACGUGCAGACGGAUGAGGACAAACUGAACAGCAGCAUGCUCUCCUCCGAGUCCUCCUUCCUGCCCUUCGCGCCUGACCUGGAACCACAGCUGUCUCACACGGACAGCGAGGACGAGACGGAGACAUUCGAAGCCGACUCCCUGGCCCCCAUGCUUCCCCGGGCAGCCCCACCAGAGCAGAAAAACAAGGGUAUGCUGGAGUGUGCAGCCAUUAGCUCGCAGGCGCCACACCUCGAAGCUCCCAAAGAAGAAGAACGUUUGAAAUUCAUGACAAAACAGUCAACCUGUGAGGAAGUAAAAAGAGCAGCUGUUAAAAUCCAGUCAUGGUGGAGGGGGCAGUACACACGAUGUUGUCACCCCGUGGCCAGAGAGGUCCGAAGUGAGAUACGCCUACGCAGGAUGCAAGACCACAUCAUCUUCUUGACGGAAAAACUGGACAGGGUGCAGAAACAGUGCGAGGAGGAGCGGUUACAAAGGCUGGUACAGGAGGAUGCGGUUAGGUUUCUAUGGAAACAGGUGCAGUCCAUGCUGCAGUGGAAGCAGUCUGUAGACAAACAGCUGCUUAGCCUCACUCACAUCUCUGGUGGUCCGUGCCAGGCGGCACCCCCCCUGGUGGCCUGCAGCACCGCCAACCAAGCGGCCACAGACAUGUCUUUCCCAGACUCAGGCUUCCAGACGACAAGAGAAGAGCAGGCGCUGCGGGAGGACAGCUUCCUGAGCAGUGGGACGGGAGAGUCCGUGAUGACGGUGCGAGCGCCUAGCCCGAGCGGCGGUGGCGGCGCCGACAGUACGGACUGCAGCCUCCUGGAGCAGUACGCCUCCUCCUUGCAGCAGAGGGAAGAAGAGGACGAAGCAGAGGAGGUGGUUAGCGAUCAUUCGGUGACACCACGGCGGUCCUCGCCUGUCUCUCCUGGAAAAUCAGCCCUGCAAACAAGAGACGAGGUGCAAGAGGACUGCAGUCACAGAAACUGAGAAACUUCAGCUGAAAUGAAAAGAAUGUAAAUUAUGACAGAAUAUCUACUGAACACGGCACUUGUAUUUAUUGCUCAGCUUACAUGCCUUUUUUUUUAAUUUACAGUAUCUUCUGCACUUGUGAAAGACAAAACGAUACAACAUUUAUAACGUAGCUUUGUUUAACAGAUGUUAUUCAAGUUUUGUUCAGCGAGUCUGCAUCUACUGUUACAUUUAUUUCUUCUACCUCUUGAUGAUUGUACAUUCACCUGUGCUCUUUCCUGACGCGUCAUUAAACUGCAA